AUGGAUUUCUUCAACGGUAUACUCGCCAAUGGCACUGGCUGGUGGACUUGGCCUCUCGUCAUCUACGCGGCCAUUGAAAUAAACUUUUACCUCGUAUUCAAGUUCUACCUGGUACCUCGGGCCAACAAACGGACACCUCCCCAACCUUUCCGAGCUUUUGGCUGCCACGAUGGCAAGGACCGGUUCAUGUUGAUGAGACGCAUUCUAGACCGCCUCGAACGCACCUGUGCCGCCACGGGAGAAGACAUGCUUCAAGCCACGGCUGAAUACAUGGCUCGGUGGUUCCGCUUCCAUCCUCACACCAGCCAAGAUCACAAGAAUCACCCCAGACCACCUCCCACGCGACGAGUCUCCACCCUCCUUACCGACUCGGAAAGCAGCAGCAGUUCAGGAGAGGAAGAGGAAGCCGACGACUUUGACGACGGAAGCUGUGAAAAUGAUUGGGAAGACUGCAAGAAAACAUUUAACAGCAGUAUCUUUAGCAGCAAAGUGAGCAUGGAGCUCAACGCGUGGAAUGAUGCCAAGCUCGAUGGUUGCGAGAAGACAAACAUCUUCAAGUGGGCUCUGCAUACACUCUGCUAUGAUGAUGUCAAUGAUCUGCUGGCAUGCUUCUUCAUGGGAAAGAGUGUUGAUACACUAGAAGAUUGGGAAAGAGUAGAGCUCAAGAAGCUGUUUGACUAUCUGGAAAAUCACUUUGCCCUGAAGGUACAACCUGGUCGCAGUCCCAUCACUACACCCCGCCGUCUGACGCAAGAAGAUGUCAAUGCCUGGCAUCGUCCCUUGGCGGUCUACGCUGGAGUGUACGCCAUGCAACUCGGAAAGGCGGGGGCUUUGUGGCUUCUCGGCUUUAGCCACAAUGUCACAUCGACUGGGUUGCAGUAUUGGUACAGACCGGAAAGACAGGCCACAAAGAAAGGAGAAGAAAUACCCAAUCCUCUCUUGUUCUUCCACGGAAUCGCCCCCGGUGGAUCCACCAUCUACCUUCCCAUGCUCCUCUCAGGAGUCGCUAAUGAUGGUCGUGCCAUGUUCCUCUUUGAGAAUCCGUCCGUUUCAUGCCACCCAAGUUUCAAAGUUAUCACCGAGGACGAGACCAUUGAAGGUGUACAAGAGGCAUUGGACAAGCACAACAUCUUGGGAGACCUGGCCCUUAUGGGACAUUCAUUUGGCUCCUUUCAGCUCACCUGGUUGAUCUACUCCCCAUUGAGACCUCGGAUUCGUCAGUUUGCGCUGCUGGACCCGGUAUCCAUCUUGCUUAGUGAACCUGACCUGGCCAUCAACUUUGACGAAGCCACACCGCUGUUCAAGUUAGUCCUCACUGAGCUGUGGACAAACUUCUACAUUCGCAGGUAUUUCUCCUGGUACAGGAGUGAGUUGUGGUUGGACGACAUGCCUGAGAAUGUGGAUUUCUUUGUGGGCCUAGCCGAGAAGGAUCAAAUUGUGAAUGGCCCCAAGGUGAAGCGGGAAGUGGAGAUCUUUGGAUCCGAGCAUCCAUCGUUCGCUCGUCAAACAACAAUUGCCUUUUGGGAUGGGGCCCUCCAUGGAGAUUGUCUGUAUCAGUGGUGGAAGUGGCGGGAUAUUAGGAGGUUCUUUGACAACGCAGAAUGCAAGAGCACCACCCAAUUUCCGCCAUCAAAGCAAAAGGUCUGCUAG
Seminavis robusta is the source of this 1650-nucleotide messenger RNA. The record is from the annotation of a GenBank genome assembly. NCBI's taxonomy places the organism in Eukaryota, Bacillariophyta, Bacillariophyceae, Naviculales, Naviculaceae.